This is a messenger RNA of Suillus clintonianus, 1422 nucleotides long. RefSeq names its product aspartic peptidase domain-containing protein. Gene Ontology annotation, biological process: proteolysis. The record is from RefSeq and is a predicted model, not a curated record. Lineage: Eukaryota; Fungi; Basidiomycota; Agaricomycetes; Boletales; Suillaceae. The transcript is spliced from 9 exons. Gene Ontology annotation, molecular function: aspartic-type endopeptidase activity. Bases 1 to 1422 code for a protein of 473 amino acids.
AUGAUUGCUUCAGCUUGCUUUACGACCCUCUUAUUCCUUCUUCUAUCCCAGGAUGCAUCGGGAGCACCAACAGCAUCACCUACUGUCGUAGGGCGGAGCAUGCCUAUCCGCAGGCUCAGCCCUUCUUCACAGAACCUCACACUAGUGGCUCAGCAAGCAAAGGACCAAAGAGACAUUCUUGGUGUAAAAUACGGUGGCCAGUUACUUCAGCAGAGGGGCACUGGAUAUAACCUGUAUCAUACGUUUGCUGAUCGGACAUGUUUCAAUAGCUACUAUGGAACCAUAGCAAUCGGGACACCGCCAGUGUCCUAUGAUGUAAUUCUCGACACUGGUUCAUCCGAUCUCUGGCUGACUAGUUCUAUUUGUGGGCCAGGCUGCGGAACCAGCCCUACAUACGAUCCUGCAAAAUCGUCUAGUUUUCAAAAUCUCUCAACGCCAUUUGAAAUCUCAUAUGGUUCGGGUGCAGUGGCUGGCUAUGUUGCUGAGGAGACUGUUCAGAUGGCUGGUUUCGAGGUGGCAAAGCAAGGUUUUGGCGUUGUUAAUGCUCUUUCGUCGGCCUUCAACACGAACCCUGUAUCUGGAAUAAUGGGCCUUGCAUGGAGUCCGCUUUCUUCCACGCAGCAGACGCCUUUCUGGCAAACGCUGGCUAGUGGUGGAAGUUGGGAUUCUGCGUUAUUCGGAGUACAGCUCACACGCUAUGGCAAUGUGUCUAAUGCAGCUCAAAACGAACCAGGAGGAGUUAUUGACUUGGGCUACACCAACAGCAGUCUCUACACGGGAUCAAUUGAAUAUCAUAACCUUGUUGGAACACCACAAUACUGGGAGAUUAACAUGAACACGCUGACUGUGCAAGGAAAGUCCAUCGACAUCGCAGGGAUCUCGACUGCUAUAAUCGACACCGGAACUACAAACAUUGCAGGCCCCGCCAGUGCCGUUGCGAGCAUCUACGCACAGAUCCCUGGAUCCCAAGCAGGAACGGGCCAAUUGGAUGGAUAUUACACGUAUCCAUGCAGCACGACCGUGAAUGUGCAGUUUAACUUUGGUGGUAACACUUGGUCGAUGAGCCCCGCGGACUUCACGCACUCCCAAGUCAGCACCACGGAGUGCCUUGGGGCAUUCUUCAUCGCCUCAUUCGGCUCAGGGGGUCCUUCAUGGGUUAUUGGCGACGCGUUCCUCAAAAACGUUUACUCUGUGUUCAAGUACAGUCCUGCCUCUGUUGGUUUUGCUGCGCUAUCAGAGACUGCUAUCUCUCAGAAUGGCAUCAAGGCUGCCGUGCCAUCCCCAACAAUCGGCGCUGUGACAGCUGCUACAAACACUGGUGCUGCGUCAAGUGCUUCGUCAGGCGCCGUGUCAAGUGGUCCUUUGAGUACAUUGCUCUGCUUCUGGCUAGCUUCUACGUCAAUCGCUUUUCUGUUCUGGUGA